Molecule: messenger RNA, 5641 nt
Organism: Cercocebus atys (sooty mangabey)
Lineage: Eukaryota; Metazoa; Chordata; Mammalia; Primates; Cercopithecidae
Gene: AJM1
Product: chromosome unknown open reading frame, human C9orf172
Exons: 3
Coding region: 1549-5127 (1192 amino acids)
Biological process (GO): cell-cell junction organization
Cellular component (GO): apical junction complex; plasma membrane
Source: RefSeq, a predicted model, not a curated record
UGUGAGGACAUCCCACCAACCCUGGCCACACCCUGGGUACAUCCCAGCCCACCUGUGCCAGGGCUCAGCAGCUGCAGUCAGCACACUUGGGGGUCCGCAGCCCCAUGAGGUGGAAGUCCAGUCUACAUGGCUCCCAGGCAGCCGCCUGCGGCACUGCCUUCCCCCCCCCCCCUGUUCAGGCCCCUGCCCCCUCCAGCUGUCAGCAGCGCCCAGCCUCCACCCCCACAGCUACUGUUGCCAUGAGAACCCUGCAGGGCGGGCAGGAAGAGUGCGCCAGUGAAGGGGAGGGGAUGGCCAAGCUGGAGGCUCCUGUGCCUGGGAGCUUUGUGACCCCAGGGUGUGAGGCAGUCGCUGUGGUCCCUGAACAGGUGCUGUGGCCCACAGCAAGCUUAGGAGCCUGGCCCCUGAGCCCACAGCCCAUGAGGUCAGGGUUGGCUUCAGAGGUUCCCCUGGUGUGGAAUGGGUCAACAGUACAUGAACUUGCCAGGAUCACACCAUGGACAGCUAUGUUGGGGUUUCAGUGGGCCCUGCUUUGAACAACGCAGAAUGGCGUAGGUCCUGCCCUUUGGAGCCAAGGGCAUCGGCUACCCACUCCUCUGCCAAGCUAGAACGUUUCCAGGCCCAAUGCCUUGGGGAGGGGCUGGCAGAGUGGGACGAGGACGUUACCAGGCAGGUACGGUAGGUCACGUGCAGGCCUUCCCAGGCUGGCAGAGACACCGGAUGCAGGAGUGGCCUCACCCAGAGAGGAUGGCAUCCUGGGGACACAGGAGGCUGCAGGGGCCAUCUGGCCCCAGGUACCCACCGAGAUUUUGGCACUGGCAGCCUCGAAGCAGAUAGGGCCUGGGGAAAGGCCAGUGGGGCAGGGAGAAGCCCAUCUGCUCCUGCCUCGCCCAACAGGAGAUGCAAAUUCCAAGAUGCCCCUAACCAAUCUCUGCAGCCCAGGCCAGGGCUUGGGGCCCCUCCUCUCAGGCAAGUGUGUGGGGGUGACACUGGCGGGACUAGCAGGCUUCUCCGGGCCACAGGGCUUCUGUUUAGACGCUGAGGUCUGCGUCUUGGGGAUGCUGCAGGGACCCUGUGCUCCGCACGGCCCCAAAUUGGAGCCUGUGCAGUCACGAUCCCCAGCUCCACGGUGCAGCCCCCACUGGGCGCGGCCCCUUUAAGUACAGCUCUUUCAGCUGCCAUUGGGGGCAGCACUGAGCAGCCAGGCCAGGAUCCGCGCUGCUGCCUGGAAGCUUCUGCCGGUGCCGGGGACGCAGCAGUGCCGGGGACACAGAGGAGCCGACCUGGGGGUGGCACAGCCCACCAGGGCACAGCCGGAGCAGCACCCAGGUGCUUCUAACCCCGGCAUGGAGGAAGCGCCCGCAUUCUCGGCCCAGGCCUGCAGCCAGGGCUACUCCGCCCGCUGCGCCCCAGGUAAGCCGGGCCAGCGUGGGGGAGUAGCGGGGCCUGGGCUGCGGAGGGGGCCGCCCUGACCCGCGUCUCCCCCCAGGGCAAAAGCCCCGUAAGGCAGUGUGAGCUGGAGCCGCCAGCCUGGGGACCUCUUUUAAGAUGACCCGUACGGACCCUCCGGACCUGCUGGUGUCAACCGUGUACCAGGACAUCAAGGUGGCGGCCCCGGGACCCGCAUCCAGGCGCCCGCCAUGUGAGCGAUCCGUGGCCCGGCCUGCUGAGCCCGCGCCUUUCAACAAGCGCCAUUGCCGCAGCUUCGACUUCCUGGAGGCGCUGGACGGGCCGGCCAUGGAGACCCUGCCGGAGCCACCGCCCCCGGAGUCCGCUGUGCCGCGCGCCCGGACCCGCGAGGCCGAGCCACGCCGCCGCGCCCGCUCCAAGAGCGCGCCCCGCGCGCCCCCGGGCCUGACGCCCGCGCCCGCCUCGCCGCCGGUGUUGCCCCGCCGAGGGCGGGAGGCCCAGCGUGCGGCACGGGCCGAGGCAUCGCCGCGCCGGGAGCCCGCGUACCCGGCGCUCCGCGCCCUCGCCAAUGAGCUGCACCCCAUCAAGUUGCAGCCGCAGCGGGGCGGCCCCGGCGGCAUGGCGCCCCUGUGCGCCGCCGGCGGCCGCUGCGCACCUCCCGAGCCACCCGCGGGUCCCGCACCCCACGUGCGCUGCCGCCUGGACAUCAAGCCGGACGACGCAGUGCUCCAGCACGCCGCCCGGGGCUCGCGGUCCUGCGGGCCCGCCGAGGCCGCGCCCUGGGCCCGCCCCGCCCCGCAGUUCCACGGCCUCACGGUACCCGGGCCCCGCCACAUGGCGCUGUCGCGCACCCCGACGCCCAGCGACUUAUACUGUGCGGACCCCCGGGCGCUCUACUGCGACGGGCCCCUACCUGGGCCCCGCGACUACGCUGAGCGCCGCAGUCUGCCCUUCGCCACCCCGCCGGGUCCCACCCAGUUCUUCUACACAGAGGAGCCCGAAGGCUUCCGGGGCAGCUUUGCGGCCAGCCCCGGCCCAACCUUCGAUGCCUACUGCCCCAGGCCCUACCGGUCAGAGGAGUUCCCAGGGCCCAGUCCAAGGCGCAUGGGUGGCUACUACGCAGGAGAGGUGCGCACCUUCCCAAUCCAGGAACCGCCCUCCCGCUCCUACUAUGGUGAGGCUCCCCGAGCCUACGGCCUGCCCUACGGGCCCCGCUAUGUCUCCGAGGAGCCCCGGACCCACUCCACCGCUCGCCCCUUUUACACGGAGGACUUCGGACGGUACCGCGAGCGCGACGUCCUGGCUAGGACGUACCCGCACCCGCGCAGCAGCGCGGCCUGGGCGGACUGGGGCCCGCGACCCUACCGCACCCUGCAAGUGGCGCCGCCCUCUGACCCCGACCCGUUGCUCGCCUCCUGGCACGGCGGCACCGGCACCAGUCCGCCCCGGCUGGUCACCGACAGCCGCCACUACUCGCGCUCCUGGGACAACAUUCUGGCACCGGGGCCGCGCCGAGAAGACCCGCUGGGCCGCGGCCGCAGCUACGAGAACCUGCUAGGGCGCGAAGUGCAGGAGCCGCGAGGCGUGUCCCCGGAAGGCCGUCGCCCGCCCGUCGUCGUGAACCUGUCCACCUCGCCCAGACGCUACGCCGCACUGUCCCUGUCCGAGACGUCGCUGACGGAGAAGGGCCGCGCGGGCGAGGGUCUGGGCCGCAACUGGUACGUGACGCCCGAGAUCACCAUCACCGACAACGACCUGCGCGCCACCGAGCGCCCGAGCGCCAGGGCCUGGGAGUUGCCCGGGGGCCGCACGCGGCCACCUCCCCACGCGGUCCCCGAGGGCCCCACCCCUGGCCGCCAGCGCAGCCUAGAGCAGCUAGACGAGCUCAUUACGGACCUAGUCAUCGACUCGCGGCCCCUCGCCGGCCAGGCCUCAGAGCCCGCGGCCGACUGCCUGGGCCCCCAGCUGCGCCGACUGCUGGACUCGCGGCCCGCGGGCUCUGGGGCCCCCGCGCUGGCGCCGCCACGCUCGCCCCCCGCCUCGGCCGGCAGCGCCGAGGAGCCCGCGGCCCGGGGAGAGGCGGCCGACGCGUCCCCCGAGCCCAGCGCCGACGAGGACGACCUGAUGACCUGCUCCAAUGCGCGCUGCCGGCGCACGGAGACCAUGUUCAACGCCUGCCUCUAUUUCAAGUCCUGCCACAGCUGCUACACCUACUACUGCUCGCGCCUGUGCCGCCGCGAGGACUGGGACGCCCACAAGGCGCGCUGCGUGUACGGCCGCGUGGGCAGCGUGUGUCGCCACGUGCUGCAGUUUUGCCGCGACAGCGGCCCGGUACACCGCGCCUUCUCGCGCAUCGCGCGUGUCGGCUUCCUGUCGCGCGGCCGCGGCGUGCUCUUCCUGGGCUUCCCAAGUCCAGGCUCCGCCGACAACUUCCUGCGCUUUGGCCUGGAGGGCCUGCUGCUGUCCCCCACCUACCUAUCGCUGCGUGAGCUGGCCACACACGCGGCGCCCCUGGGCAGCUACGCCCGCGAGCUGGCGGCUGCUGGGCGCCUCUACGAGCCGGCAGAGUGCUUCCUGCUCAGCGUAUCCGUGGCCGUGGGACCCAGCGCCGCGCCCCCGGGGACACCCGCCCUGCCCGCGCCCGCGCCACGCAGCCACGGGCCGACAGUGCGCAAGUUCGCCAAGGUAGCGCUGGCGGCCGGCAGCCCCGCGCGGCCGCCCCCGGCGCGGAGCCGCGAGCCCGACAUGGAGACGCUGAUCCUGACGCCGCCGCCUGGCACGGCGGGCCUGGAUCAGGAGGGCGAGGCGGGCCGGCGCGCGCGCGAGGUGGCCUUCAUCCACAUCCAGCGCGAGCUGCGGCUUCGCGGCGUCUUCCUCCGCCACGAGUUCCCGCGCGUCUACGAGCAGCUUUGCGAGUUCGUCGAGGCCAACAGGCGCUUCACGCCCACCACCAUCUACCCCACGGACCGGCGCACCGGCCGCCCCUUCAUGUGCAUGAUCAUGGCCGCCUCCGAGCCGCGCGCGCUCGACUGGGUGGCCAGCGCCAACCUGCUGGACGACAUCAUCUCGCCCUCGAGGAUCCCCAGAAGCAGCCGGUCCUCGCCCUCGGUGCUCCCCGCUGGGAGGCGGGGUGGGCCUGAGGACCGCCCAGCUCUGCCUUCACUCGGAGGGGUCACUACUGCACAGACCCCACCCGUACAGAUCCGGUCCCCGUCGGUCCGCGGGGCUCUCGCUGGAGCCUCCCCGACUCCGGUUUCCCCUCGUCCGGAAGCCCGACGUAACCAAAGCCCAGUCUGUCACUUUAAACACGCCCCGCCCCGCCUCCCGCAGCUGGGGUGCCUCCUCUCUGGAGAACACCCUGGUCGACCUUCGCGCGUCGGUGUGCACGAGCGCGUCCCGGCGAGGCAGUGGGCAGGGCCGAGGGUGCGCGGUGCGUUCCCGCUAGUCGGAUUCGUUACGCCGACCACGCCACGCGCCCUGCCGUCCCCUCGCCUCCAGUCGCUGCAGUCUGGGCCCUGCAGGAGCUGGGAAAAGCCGCAGGGAGGUCUUCAGGCCGAUAGGCGAGUCUCCCAGCCGAAAGGGCACGGGACUUGGGCAGGGGAAGCAGAGCAUGUCGGCCUGGCCAGAGCUGACACCUGGCUAGGAGAGGAAGGACCAAGGGACAGGGAGCGUUCCCAGGUGGGAGCCUGGAGGGGAAAGCGUGGUGCGAGCAGGUGAGGGAGCGAGCUAGUCGGUAAGCACAGAAACCCACCCGAAGGGGCUUGACCUGUCCCGAGAGGUCCCCGCACACCCCCUCUGGCCGCACUCCGUCCUGCGGGCGUGGAGGGGCAAGCCCGGGGGCCUGGCCUCCACCUGCCCCCCAAGCGCACGCUGGUCCGCGCCCGGGGCUCUCUGGAGGGUGGGGUGUCUGGGAGAGGGGUGGAGGCCAAACGCAAGGGCCCUCCUGGAGUCCCUAGCACUACUUCGAAGCCAGGGAAGGGGACACCAAGUGAGAGAAACUGGGCACCCCCGCCCCCGCUCCUGCUCUCGCACCCGGCGCGCCCACCUCGUCCCCGCGCGUCUGCACCGGCCAGGCGUCCCGCUUGCCCACCCGCCGCCGCGCCCCGCGCCCCCUGCCCCAGGGCCUCUGCAUUCGGCCCCACCCCUGAGGGCCGGCCAGGAACGCCCCUGGACCGAAAUAAUUUCCAGGAGGCAAGAGCUUUCGAACCAAGUAAAAUAGAACUUGAAUGUA